GAUAACAUGUCAAAUGUCAAAAACUCACAACAGAAUUAUCACAGAUUUCGUUUGGAAUUUUUGGUAUUGAAUUUAUAAUCAAAUAAGUACACAUUAUUUAAUUAUUAUGUCAUCGGACUCUCAAGAGGAUUUCGAUGUAAUGUUCGGCCUUAAAACAGUGCUAUGCCAAAUUGAAGGUGCGGUGGCUAGAAGGAGUAAGGACCUGCCACAAAUAGCACCAAGGCUCGUAGCUGUGUCAAAAAUUAAGCCGGUUUCACUUAUAAUUCAAGCGUACGAAGCUGGUCAAAGACAUUUUGGAGAAAACUAUGCCAACGAACUAGCUGAAAAAGCCCACAAUACAGAUAUACAGGAGAAAUGCAAAGAAAUAAAAUGGCACUUCAUUGGUAACUUACAAUCGAAUAAAAUAAACAAACUUUUGGGCUCUCCUGGGCUUUUUGCGGUGGAAACAAUUGACUCUGUGAAACUUGCUGAUACUGUCAACAAACAAUGGGCAAAAUACCGGAAAGAGGAAGGUGAUAGGCUGAAGGUUAUGGUACAAGUGAAUACCAGUGGAGAAGAAGCAAAGAAUGGUGUGGAGCCAAAAGACGCAGUUGCACUUUAUGAACAUGUUCUAAAGAACUGUGCAAAUCUUGAGCUUCUGGGCCUUAUGACGAUAGGGCAAUAUGGCUACGAUGUGUCUCAAGGACCGAACCCAGACUUUGUUUCACUUGCAAAAUGCAGACAGGAAGUUUGCGAGAAAUUGAAGUUAGACAUAAAUAAGGUUGAAUUGUCAAUGGGAAUGUCUACAGAUUUCGAGCAUGCGAUUGAACUGGGUGCAACAACUGUACGCGUUGGAACUAACAUUUUUGGUGUAAGGCCACCAAAAAGCAAAUGAAUUUUUAAUAUACCUACUUAACUACUUUAUGCUUUAAGUGUUUCAAAAGUGAAUUUCUGUUAAAUUUAUUACAAUCCUCUACGUUUGUCCAUACAUAUGGAAAAAAUAGUUUCCAAACUUUUUAUAAGUACUACCUGCAUAAGUGGGUGUUUUUAUUUUAUUUAUUUACAGUAAUCUACAUGUCUAGAUUAUAACUUAUAAACCAACAUAAUCUAUCGAAGCAUAGGCCGUUUAUAAUUAAUUAUAAGAUAGUUAUGUUAUUUCAAUAAUGUUAAAUAGUUAAGGGAUGUUAUACCUAGAAAGCAAAUAAAUAUACUUUAGUAAUAAAGAUUGUUAUAUGUU
Messenger RNA from Plutella xylostella (diamondback moth), 1216 nucleotides. Its product is annotated as pyridoxal phosphate homeostasis protein. Gene Ontology annotation, cellular component: intracellular anatomical structure. Gene Ontology annotation, molecular function: pyridoxal phosphate binding. NCBI's taxonomy places the organism in Eukaryota, Metazoa, Arthropoda, Insecta, Lepidoptera, Plutellidae. The record is from RefSeq and is a predicted model, not a curated record.